GUAGCCAAUCCCAGUGCGGGGAGGCGGGAUUUGUCGGAGUGUAGAUGGGUAGCAAUAACUGGCGUGCUAGAAGAAGCGAGCUCAAAUAUCACACAAGAUCAUUACCUGAUUUUGCAGCAUUUUAAUAUUUUCACAACGAGCUCUUGGUGGAGGGGACAAUGUUGAGGACCAUGUCAGUGAUCCUAAACCUUAGAUCAAGAUUCUGACUGAUCCGAAAGCUGGAAGGUGCAUCUCCUUUUCUUCAAGGAAGUCCUGUAGUCAGUCACACUACCCAUCUUUUACACGCAACUCACAAAUCAUGCAGACGGACCCAGUGCUGGUGGAGUCGUUGGUGGUGUUCUCCAUCGUCCUGUGUGUGCAUGUGGCCGUGUGGAACCAACUGUCAUGGUGCUGCAUCGCUUUGGCUGUCCAGGCCUUCUACGUCCAGCACAAAUGGGAUCGCCUCCUACGAACAGGAGCAGCGGUCUUCCAGUUCCGGCCUUCAGCCAAUAGCGGCGUCUUGCCAGCCAGCAUGCUGCUCCCAUUGCUCGGGCUCACUUUGCGGGGUCGCUGCGUCGCUGUGGGGAAUGUCCAUUUUGAGCGUUUCGCAAUGGUGAUCACAGUGACGGGGAUGAUGUUGGCGCUGUUUUUGUCGCUCAUCGCACUGGGAGUUACGCGACCGGUGCCCAGCAACACCUGUGUGAUUACGGGAAUUGCUGCCAGCGCCAUCCUCUACACAGUCAAACAGACUCUGCUGGUUUCGGAGGUGAUUGAGGUGCUGGAGGUGCUGCUGAUCUUUGUCUACCUAAGUCUGAUCCUCCUCUAUCUCCUUCCUCGCUGCUUCACACCUGGAGAAGCCCUGCUCAUCCUGGGUGGCCUCAGCUUCAUGAUCAACCAGCUGAUCAAGCGCUCAUUGAGUGCCAGUGCCAAUACCAACACAGACCCCCUUCAUUUCUUCCUCCCUGUAGCCGUGGCGGGACUGGUCUUGCUUGGCCUUGUCUUUGCCCUCCUCUUUCUCUUUAUGGAGUCCGAAACAUGGGCAGCAUCUGCCUUCUUCCAUGUCAUGACAGCCGUACUUGGCUUGGGCUUGCUUGUUCCUUGGUUGUCCCUCCUCACUGGACAUCACCCUGUCAUCUGGGUUUUAGAAUUCCUCACUCAUAACAGUGCCCGUCUCUGGUUGUUGGCAUACUGGACAUUCCUGGUUUUGACUGCAGUGAUUGUGGUAGUGCGUCAGAACACCUGGCGCUCAGAAGGCACCAAGAAGUACCAAGCCUCCACGGCUGUAAGAAAGUACUUCCACCUCCUUAUUGUGUUAACCUUCGCCCCCGGGUUGGCACUCGAUCGCCCUCUACUGCACCUGGCAGCUGUUGUAUGUCUAGCAUUGUUCAUUUUCCUGGAAUUGGUGCGAAUUUUCCGGAUUCGCCCACUGGGCUCAGUGUUGCGCAGGUCUCUGGCUCUCUUUCUGGAUGAUAGGGACUCGGGGCCACUUAUCUUCACACAUAUCUACCUGCUUUUGGGAAUUUCGAUACCUGUGUGGAUCUCGCAAGCUCCAUGCAUGUCAAAAGCAGGAGUGGCAGGCGCUGGGGGAUUGGCACCCUACGCUGGUGUCUUGGCUGUAGGGGUCGGAGACACUGUGGCAUCUAUUUUUGGAAGCACAGCAGGUGAGAUCCGCUGGCCGGGCACCAAAAAGACUUUCGAGGGCACGGCGACCUCCGUGUUUGCACAGAUCAUCGCCGUGGCCAUAUUCCUGAUAGCGGAUGCCAGUGUAAACUUAAACGCCAGCUACUCGUGGGUGGUGGGCUCCAUCGCUAUGGUAGCCAUGCUGGAGGCGUACACAUCACAGAUUGAUAAUCUUCUCUUGCCACUGUAUUUAUAUGUCCUACUGAUGUUAUGAGCAUGCACAAAUACACAUACACACAAUUCUAUACAUUACAUUGUACAUAAAUAUUCUUAGAUAUAAAACUCUACACAAAUAGAGUACAGGGUCCAAAGGUUUGCACCCCCUAUCAAGAACUGUUUUUAUCUUCUAACUUAUUCUUAUGAAAGAAUUUCUCAUUUGUUUUUAACUGAGUUUUUAGUAGUAAAAAUAUUUAUUUUAAUCAAAUGAAAUCUGAAAGCGGAUAAUGAACAACAUACUGUGGUCCAUCAGUGAAACACUGCAUUAGGAGCUUAAAUGUGUGUUCAUUUGCCACAACACAACAAUUUGAGAACAAGGAAAUGGUUUAUAAAUGUGAUAUUCUGGCCAAUAUAAAACAAAUCACAAAUAUCAGUACUGAAAUUAUCAGUACUAAAAAAUAUCAAAAAUAUCAUCAGUAUCAUUUUAAACCAGCAAAAAAUGAAGCGAAUGUCAUUAGUUUUUCUUUAAACAGCCCUGACAUGAUUCUAUAUCUGAUAUGAUUCUCAAAUUCAAACAUAGAGAAAUCCACCAAGUCCUAAAAACAGUCCACUCAAUAAUGUUCAAAUAAUGUUAUUUUCCUUUAAAACAGAUAAAUAACAUGAACUCACAAAACCCAAAUCAAAAACCAUGUUCACAUGCAGAAAAUACACUAAGAAAGUGAUCUAACACUGAAUCACGACUACAAGAAUGAAUCCAAAGAGCUGUGAAUUGUGGGUAAUGGACAUUAUCGGUAUUGUAGAUUUGCUUAACUGAUGCAUGACACACAAUUAUUAUUUAUUAUUAUUUAUAUCUCCGUUUUUCUUCCUAAUGAAUUAAAAGUUGAAGUUUGCGCUUUCUGGUUUCUCUGUAACAUGACAAGCUGUUUUGUUGUUUUUUUUUUUUUUUUUUUUUUUUUUUUGGGUCUUAUUAACUUUAAGAGACAGGAAAAAUAGAGGUUUAUAGCUUCUAUAACAUAAAUGAUAAUGAACUUGUCUCGUGGAUGUUCCAUAACAUUAAAUGUAGCUAUAAAAGGUUAAAAAGCAUGAUGUAUCAUUAAUAAAUUUUUCAAAAUUGUAAUUAUUAGCAAACUUCUGUGAUGUAAGUGGAAUAAAACACUUCCAAAAUCCACUUCGCAUCAGGGUUGUACCCCACCACCCUGGCGUGGAUUAUUUCCCUAUAACAGCAUGGCCAGUCAUGUGCUAUUCUUUACUGAUUGUCUGGCCUUCAGUCAGUGGUACACUAUAUUUCUAUUUCACAACAGGAUUUUUGAUUCCAAAAUAACAGUUCUUGUCAGAAGUUUCAGACUUUUGGACCUCUCUAUAGACACAUGUACUAAUGUGCAGAUGUACAAUGUUAAGAGUAAAUACAUGUAUGCACAGCUUGGUAUGUUGAAAUGUUCUGGGGGGGGAAAAUCUGAUAAAAUAUUGGAGGAAAAAUGACAUAAAUUCAUAUCUCCCUACCACAAUGUUAUUUAUGAGUGGAAAAACACAGCAGAUGUAGUACACAGGUUAAUAGUGUUCUUACAUACUGAAUUAUUUAUUCUAAAUGCACAGAAAGGCACGGGUAUGGUAUUAAGCAUGCUAGAAAUGUCAGAAGUGAUCUUGCAGUUCAGGUUUCAUAUCCUUAAUACAAUAUUCUCUUUGGUUUACCAGUUUCUCCAAAAAUGUUUUUCUAGCGAAAGAGUGUAUAUUUAGGGAAAUAAGAAUAUUAGGAGUGUCCUGGGGUUCAGAUAAGCUUGUACGUUUGUGUGAUUUGAGUUAUUACACAUUCAGUUCUGUCAGAUCAGCAAAUAAUUUCUGUUCAGGAAACAAAGCCACUAAAGAUUAAGUUUGAGUUUAGGAGAAUCUGUUAAACAGACUGUAACACUUGUAAUCUGAUUGUGAAUGAUGUUUAUGAUCCUUUAAAUAUCACCACACACACAAACACAGUACAGUCCUUAACACGCAUGAAUGCAAAAAGUCUUUAUUUUUAAAUUAUUCUUAAUUUCAGUUUUCUGUAAGCAGAAGUAUGCAUCGAUUUAGCCUAUGAAGAACAUGACUGGGGUUUUUUUGUUGUUGUUGUAUUCUGUAUUCUUGCGUAAUAUCUGUGGUUAGGGUUCACAAUGCAAAACGAAUGAGUGAAGGACAUUUUGUACUGACAUUACUGAAAGCAAUCAGGUGUGUGUGUGCGCAUGUGUGUGAGGUCCUCAUGUAGGAGGCUGUAAACACUCAUUCUUUGGUGUUAAUCUGCAUUUUGUUCCACUUUUUAAGGCACCUUGAUCGAUUUCUCAUCUUUAUUUCCAUUUAUAACUGACUGCAGAACAUAAGAGCAAAAAUUACCCAGAAGACACUGGGAAGUGAGGCAAUUUACCUGUUACCAAAAAAAAAAGGAGGGGUUUGUAAAGCUGUUUGUAAUAUACAGGAGCCAUAAAACACUUUAUAC
Pangasianodon hypophthalmus (striped catfish) is the source of this 4276-nucleotide messenger RNA. RefSeq names its product dolichol kinase (gene dolk). Lineage: Eukaryota; Metazoa; Chordata; Actinopteri; Siluriformes; Pangasiidae. Gene Ontology annotation, cellular component: endoplasmic reticulum membrane. The record is from RefSeq and is a predicted model, not a curated record. The coding region runs from base 299 to 1873 and encodes 524 amino acids. The transcript has 2 exons. Gene Ontology annotation, biological process: dolichyl monophosphate biosynthetic process. Gene Ontology annotation, molecular function: dolichol kinase activity.